Molecule: messenger RNA, 432 nt
Organism: Fusarium odoratissimum NRRL 54006
Lineage: Eukaryota; Fungi; Ascomycota; Sordariomycetes; Hypocreales; Nectriaceae
Exons: 1
Coding region: 1-432 (143 amino acids)
Source: RefSeq, a predicted model, not a curated record
AUGAACCAGAUUCAGUCAGAUAUACACGUCGAGGGUAAAUCUUUCUUUGAUCACUGCUUCGCCAACUUGUCCUCUGAUCAACAGCCAAACUAUUAUCACUCAUCUCCCGCUGUUUCUGGGUUCACUGAUUGCUUCCUCAUCCCCUCGUCAUGCCAGAAUAAGGGACAUCCCUGGCCAGUAACCCAAGUAAUCGGAGUUGAGGAUUCACCCGAUAGCGAUAGCGACUACGACUCCGGUGGUAUCCGACUUUACGAAAACGUCGAGAAGGUCUUUCGACACCAGCCAAUUCGACUUUUUUCUCCAUGGCUUUCUCCUGUGCGGCAACCAGAUGGAGCUUUGGCUCUUCAGCCGAUCGGGGCUCUACUGAUCUGGGCUUUUUCCCAAUACAUUGGCAGCAAUAUCUUCACCAACUACACCAGAAGGAAUGAGUAG